Molecule: messenger RNA, 683 nt
Organism: Dermacentor silvarum
Lineage: Eukaryota; Metazoa; Arthropoda; Arachnida; Ixodida; Ixodidae
Exons: 4
Coding region: 173-649 (158 amino acids)
Source: RefSeq, a predicted model, not a curated record
UAUUGCGCUGCCACACGACAGCGCCAUGUUGAAAUAGGUUUUCCUUUUAUUCGCUGACGUUGGGAGCUUGUCUACAAAAGCGCGUUUCGGGCACCACUGUUAUGACCAUAACUUAAAAUGAGAAAACAAUUGUUAAAAUUUUUAGUGAUAAUUUACCUCCUGAAGAUUGCAGAUGGAAGCGGAGCGCGAAAUAAUGAAAUUGAGGACAACCAAAAAUUACUGGAUGGAUGGCAGGCCUACCGCAAAAAUACGUAUGCAGUUUUCUAAGGCACCGACGAUAUCCCCUUCAAAAAUUUUGCAUGGCUUUAAUCAUGUAAAAGCAUCGACCAGAACACGUCAUUAUGGAUAUUCUAUUCCAUCACCUCAGUGGCGCUUUUUGUACGCAGACGAAAACUGUGCAGUAGUCAAGGUGCGCCACGAGAAAAUAUCGGCGAGCAGCCAUUUGGACGGUGGGCCUAACACGACUGGCGUCCGAAGGAGACCACAGUGUGAAGUGUGGGCAAGCGAGCACAAGACUACAAGUGAAAACGACGUAGAGGAGUCAUCAAAAUGGAACUUGUGUUUAGCAUUUUUCUACAGCAACUGUGACACGAGAAACAUUUUCAAAGUGUAUAAUCCGGAAAAAUGCAAACGAAUGCCAAAGAGGUAAUAAAGAAGUAUGUGAGUCCGGCGUAUUUUCGGAA